This is a messenger RNA of Triticum aestivum (bread wheat), 2033 nucleotides long. RefSeq lists its product as uncharacterized. Lineage: Eukaryota; Viridiplantae; Streptophyta; Magnoliopsida; Poales; Poaceae. Bases 237 to 722 code for a protein of 161 amino acids. The record is from RefSeq and is a predicted model, not a curated record. The transcript is spliced from 3 exons.
CGCAAAGAGGUCCGUGUGAGAACCGAGUUGUGAAGGAGGAGCCACAACCUCCGGGUCCCACUCGUCAGACAUAUCCACAACCUCCGCGGCAGCGAAGCAGCGCCGCUAUCGCCGCCCUCCUCGGCCGCCGCUGUCGCGCGGGCCGUGCACCGAUCGAGCACGGCGAUUUGCCGUGCCCGGAGACCGCAAAAGCAGAGGCUGAGGACAAUCCUUCAAGCUCUUGAGGCGAGCUUGGAAUGGAGUCCCACGCCACACCGCCGAUUUCCCUCACCGCUUUCGGCACCGGAGAUCGAGAUGGCCGUCUUCUCCACCAACUCCGGUUGAAACUGCGGCUCCCGCCGUCCUGCCUGCUCGGCUUCCUAUGCUGGGCAGCAGUAUUCCAUGUUGGGAUUGGCUUCAAGCUUCAUGCGAUCGCCCUUUCAACCCUGCUAAGCAUAAACUGGAUACUGUUGCUUGGGAGGACUCUCAAGUUAGUGAUUCUGGUGGUCAUGGAUGCCACGCAUUGUGCACCAGUUGACGGCUCUAACAUAUCAUUCUGCCUCCACUGUUUGUAUUCUGCUGAUCUGCUCUUCUCAUUCGCCAUAGACAAAUGCAGCUCAUUGAAAUCUCAGUUUGCUAACAACUCCUGGCCCAUUAUUAAGCUUAAGCCAGUACUUCGCAACAAUGGAUGGUUGUGUGCAUCUUGCAAUUAUACAUACAUACAUACAUACAUACUCCCCUGAACCUAUUUUUAAUCUGUUCUUGUGUAGGCUUCAUGCAUACAUACUCGCAUUGUCCUCCUUUUGUCCCCACCCUCCCUUUUCGAGAAAGUCUGUGUUUCAGAGAGAGAGAAGGGCGAGAGAAGUAGGUUCUGAUACGGCCAUGGUACCAGUGACUGAUGAUACUAUUCAAGCUGAGCUAGUUACAGAAUUAAGCCAUGAAAAAGUUACAGCAAAUAAUGAAGUGCAUGCAUCCAUAUUUCAUCAAGGAAAGGAUGGUAACUUGCGUCAGUUGUGUGGACCGAGAGUUAAUUCUAUAAUUAACAGACCAAAGACCAAUGACGCGGUGCAUGCAUUAGAUUCAAGAGAUGUUCUGCACGGUCCUGCACACAUAAUACAACCAGAUUUGGACUAUAAAAAAAUGGGACGCUGGGGAGGAUUAACAUGGCCCAACAAGUCAAGAGAUCAAGGUAGCUUCCAGAACAAAAUUCAAAGGAAAUUGUAUCAUUCUAUUCGGCCGCAUUACAGAAAAAUAUCGGAGAUUAAUAAGGAGCCAACACUACCUUUGGUCGAGCCCAAUUUCCAUACGCCUCCAAGUUGGCUUUCUCGACGGCGCGUAUGUACGUGACAUGCUGAUUCACAUGCGUGCACAGUUAAUUAAGUUAUUAUAAUAUUAUAGGUAGGUUCACGUUGUUUGGCUUGUUAGGAUUCUUUCCAUUUUAAAUAUUUCCUUAUCCCUAGUUUACUUGGGAAUCACGUGAGACUUGGUUUAGGCGAGGUCUGUUUGAUGUUAAAAGGCAUGGCUUCGGCCAGGUAGAGAUUUGAGUUUUUGGGAGUUUAUUUGCGAGACAGGAAUAACACAGUAAAACGUCCAGGUUUUGGGCGGCUAUAUCUUGUAUAUCAUCUGAGAUUUUCCCAUCGUGGAAAUUUUCUAGCGACGGAGGGUUGAUCAUCAAUAUCGCCGCCUACGUGUUGAUCCGAGGGGAUCAUUAUUUUUGUUCGUGUAUUUUUGUACACGGGUGAAAAUUAUUCUUGGAGGUUGCAAGGAGGAACAGGGAGACGGACUGCUCAUCAAACAUCGCCGUGAAAGAUCGGGCCAUCUACGCGCGCGAAUUAGCAUCUCGCUAGUUUGUGCCUCAUCAGGUUCCUUCGUGGUUCCUCAUCCCUAGAGAGAGAAUUUUGUGAUCCUCCCUUUGAGUGCUCUAGUACUAUGCCCCUAGUUUCUUCCUCUCUCUCUCUGUGGCUCUGCAUCCCUCUCUCUGUUUCUCCCCGCCUUUGCUUCACCAGCACUUCAGAAUGAUGUGGUCUUUUGAAAAACUUUUUUUUCGUGAAUAA